Pieris rapae (cabbage white) is the source of this 1873-nucleotide messenger RNA. Its product is annotated as proton-coupled folate transporter. The transcript has 7 exons. Lineage: Eukaryota; Metazoa; Arthropoda; Insecta; Lepidoptera; Pieridae. Gene Ontology annotation, biological process: transmembrane transport. Gene Ontology annotation, cellular component: membrane. Bases 216 to 1769 code for a protein of 517 amino acids. The record is from RefSeq and is a predicted model, not a curated record. Gene Ontology annotation, molecular function: transmembrane transporter activity.
UUAAGGCUGUCGUACAUGCCGAUGGGCUAAAAGGUGCGGAGUGACUUCGCUGGACAAUAGUCCGCGCGCGUUUCGUCUGCGCACACGCAUACAAUUCAAAUAAAACCCCGUUGUGCAUUGACAAUGUAAUUGAAUAAUCACAAAUCUCUCGCGCGUGAUUCCGUCCCAUACAUCGCACCGUGAUUUUAUAUUUAUCAAUCAAAUAAUAAUCAAAAAUGACGGUCGAAAAAGCUGAAUCGAAAACCCAGAAAACCGAGGAGUUACCACUGAAGACCGAAAUGAAAAUCGACUUUAAAAGUAUGACGGUUUUAGAGAAAAUUAAGUAUGUUAAAUCUAAUAUUACCGUGGAACCAGUGUUGGCGUUAUUCGUGAUGCCAAGCGUUCUAGCAAUGCUGGCGACGCAAAACUUGAACUUAGAUAAGGCUUGCAGAGUUAAUUUGGAGUUUAGUGAUGCGGUCUGUGAAGACCUCAGGCUGAGAAAGCGCGCUAACCACACAUUUGAGGAGGAUGAAGUGCAGAAAUUGAUAGCAUCCGUGCAAGGAUGGAAAAGUGUUAUACACACAGCGGUCCCGACCUUAUUAAUGCUGUUCAUAGGAGCGUGGAGCGACAAAACGGGCAGGCGAAAAAUAUGUAUGCUAAUGCCAAUCAUCGGGGAAUUUAUGACGUGUGUUCUGAACAUGAUAAAUACAUACUUUUUCUAUCAAGUCCCCGUGGAGUUGACUGUGUUUAUGGAGGUCAUAUUCCCAGCGCUGACCGGUGGAUGGUAUACGAUGUUUCUCGGUGCGUUUAGCUACUUGGGUGAUGUAACUUCGAAGGAAACAAGGACUUUUCGCAUGGGAAUACUUAGUUUGUGCAUGACGGUUGGUUUCCCCGUGGGAAUGGGAUUGAGCGGGAUACUUCUACGAUACACCGGCUAUUACGGAGUUUUCUCUAUAUCAGCUGUAUUGCAAUUUAUGAAUUUUGUAUACGUUUUCUUAGCUAUUGACGAUCAUAAGUGGCUUCAGAAUAAAGAAAAGGACCUUCGAACAGGCUGCGGGGGAUUUUUACUGGAGUUUUUCGACUUUAAUAGCGUCAAGGACACUUUGAAAAUAGCCUUCAAGAAGGAACCGAACAAAAGAAGAUUGAGAAUCUGCCUCAUUCUAAUUGUCGUAUGUUUAAGUUUUGGACCGUUAUGGGGUGAGAUGAGUAUCAUGUAUAUAUUCGCGAGGUACCGCUUCAAUUGGGAUGAAGUAAAGUACAGCAUCUACUCUACAUACAGUCUUGUCACACAUUCUAUUGGUACAAUGUUCACUAUAAGCGUGUUCAGUAAGAAGCUGAGAGCGGAUGACUCUGUGCUGGGAAUGAUUUCUACAACCAGUAAGGUCGCCGGAGCAUUGGUUAUGGCCUUCGCGAGAAAUGAUUAUGAAGUUUAUGUAGCACCUCUCGUCGAGAUAUUAAAUGGCACAACCAUGAUCGCAUUGAGAUCCAUCGCCUCAAAGUUGGUUUCUCAUCAGGAAUUAGGCAAAGUAUUUUCGUUAUUUGGCGUAGCAGAGACCAUGAUGCCACUGAUCUUCUCCCCACUGUACGCUAAAAUCUAUAUUCUCACCCUGCACGUUCUGCCUGGAGCCGUGUUCCUCGUCAGCGUAUUGGCUACGUUACCAGCUCUGGGUAUAUUUAUAUGGUUUUACUAUGAGCACAAAGAGGAUGCGAAACAGAAGAGAUUAGAAGUUCCUAACGUACCAUCAGGUCCGCCGGAGAAUGUGGAACCUCCCCAACCUAUUCCCGCGUAAAUGUAAAUCUAGUAUAUAAGAGAAUUAAGGUUGGCACAAAUUAUAUAAAUUUUUGUUAAAAUUUGAAAAAUUAAGAUAUUUUAUUUAAAUUUAUUACAUUUUAA